UCCGUGAAGCUCGCCUUAGACAAGCACAGCUCUGCCGCUGCCAGUUCCCCCAAACGCUAAAACCCUAAUGUAACUUCAGACAAACUGAAUAAGAAGAAGAAGAAGAAGAACAACGACAAAAGGAAAAGCACCGCAAAUAGGCGUCAGAGAGAGUGAAGUAACGAAACGAAACCAUUUGCAACUGCAAUGGCGCAAAACGGUAGCAUUAGAAGUAGGUGCCGACCGAACAUCCUUGUCACGGGUACACCCGGGACGGGCAAGACAACGACGUCCUCUGCUCUAGCGGAGGCCACCCAUCUCCGCCACUUAAACGUCGGAGAUUUAGUCAGGGAGAAGAAUCUCCACGACGGCUGGGAUCCGGAGCUCGAAUCUUACCUCAUUAAUGAAGACCUCGUUUGUGAUGAGCUCGAGGAUUUGAUGGAAGAAGGGGGGAACAUUGUGGACUACCAUGGCUGCGAUUUCUUCCCUGAGCGAUGGUUUGAUCGAGUAGUUGUGCUUCAGACUGACAACACGGUGUUGUACGAUCGCUUGAGCAGGAGAGGUUAUACAGGAUCAAAGCUUUCAAACAAUAUUGAAUGUGAAAUCUUUCAAGUUCUGCUUCAGGAGGCGAGAGAGAGUUAUCCAGAGGACAUUGUGAUGGCAUUAAAGAGUGAUACCAUUGAAGACAUUACAAGAAAUGUUACAAGUUUAACAGAUUGGGCGAGGAGUUGGCAUCCUGCUUCCUAAUCACAGCAAUAUCAUCAUCUCCCCUCCAUCCUAUAUUCAUUUACAAUGUAGUUGUGAGCACUAGCCCCUGCUCGAUUAAGGUUUUUGUAACAUAGUUUUCUUUGGUGAACCUAAACUUAAAAAAUAAACUCAACUAAAGACGGAUAGGACUCACUCUUGAAGCAAAUUUAAGCCCAUCACCCUCCUUUUAUGAUGCCCAUACGAUUUCUGUAAGAUGUUGUUUUGUCAGAUUAAUCUCUUUUGGCUGUGUAAGCGUAUCGUAAAUGCUUAGGAGUUUAAUGUACUUGACUCAAAUCAGAUUUUAAUUCCACUGGAUGAGUGACAAUUUUGCCU
Carya illinoinensis is the source of this 1059-nucleotide messenger RNA. RefSeq names its product adenylate kinase isoenzyme 6 homolog. Bases 187 to 726 code for a protein of 179 amino acids. Gene Ontology annotation, cellular component: cytoplasm; nucleus. Gene Ontology annotation, molecular function: AMP kinase activity; ATP hydrolysis activity; ATP binding. The transcript is spliced from 3 exons. NCBI's taxonomy places the organism in Eukaryota, Viridiplantae, Streptophyta, Magnoliopsida, Fagales, Juglandaceae. The record is from RefSeq and is a predicted model, not a curated record.